AUGGUCGGAAUCGAGUCCGGACAUGAGGUCCCAAGAAUUGAUGGUCUCGAAGCAUGGCUGGUGCUGGAGCGACCGGGGCUCGGAAAGUGGGCUGGGGAAGAGGGAGCCGAGAGUGGUCCGCGGUGGCGGGAGGACUGUCUUCGCCGGUGCUUCAGUUUCCUGCGCGUCGAGGGUCAACAGGCCGUAAGUGGUGGAGGUGAGGGACACAAUGUGGUGGCUGAAAGCGGCGGAGGCGCCGAUUUGGGAGAAGUCGUCAUCCUGUCAACACUUUAUGCCCUUGCUCAACGGCUCUUCCACCGCCCCAGAGGCCACUGGAACACGGCAGAAAACGACAUCUCAAAUCAUGCCUUCAUCCAAAGGAAGCAACUGGAUCAAACCGUCAAACUCUUCUUUAUAUCCACUCUAACGGAGGAAUCCAUGGCUAUUGUGAUCGGCUGCAGAACCUCUAAAGAUGUUUGGGAUGCCUUAUCAAGGGCCUACAGUCACAACUCGAAAGCCCGUGAACUCAGUCUAAAGGACGAUUUGCUUUCCCUUAAACGAGGAGAUCAAUCUGUUUCCGAUUAUACGUGCCAAUUCAAGGCGCUCUUCGAUCAACUCACUGCUAUUAGGAGACCGGUUGAUGAAUCGGACAAGUCCCAUUGGUUUCUUAGACGUCUCGGUCCCGAGUUCUCAAAUUUAACGGUUGCACAGAUGUCGCAAGAUCCUCUUCCGGAUUCUACCAAUCUUUUUGCCAAGGCACUAAGUCAUGAGUUAUUUCAAAAAUCUCUUGCCAACACUAAUCACUCACGGAAUCCUUCGCAGGUUGCCUUCACUUCAACAUAUCACGUUUGUGGCCGAGGCUUCAAGGGCAAUCGUAGUUACGGUUUUUCCUCCCAUAAAGCCCGUAGUGUGAAAUGGACCGCGAUGCAUUCGAUUGCCCAAAAUGUUUCAAUCGAAACUACGAUCGUUCUUGUCGUCCAACCAAUGCAACAAACCUUGCAGAAGCCUUUGCUGCCAACUGUAAAAUCUCGUAUGACACUCUGUGAGAUUGGUACUUAGACACAGGUGCAUCGGCUCAUAUGUCUACAGGUCGCUCUCAACUUGAUAGUGUUUCCUCCUAUACCGGUACUGAUCAUGUGACUGUCGGUAAUGGUGCGACUUUUCAAUGUCUCACACUGGUUCUAUAUCUCUGUCGCAUGAUCUUACUUUACAAAAUGUUCUUGUUGUGCCUGGUCUAUCCAAAAAUUUACUAUUUGUGAGUCAAUUGACUCGUAAUUAUCCGGUCCAAGUUGUCUUUACUGAUUCGCAAUUUCAUAUUCAAACUCGGGAUACCGGACAAAUACUUGCAAGUAGGACUCAUAAUCGGGGGCUUUAUUUGCUGGACUCUUCAAGUCACGCUCUUACCGCGAUGAUCAAUAAUACAGGUUUAAGAGCUUCUCUUGAGUUGUGGCAUUCUUUGUUUGGGCAUGCUGCCCCUACAGUUAUUUCUCUGUUAAAAAAACUUGGAUUAUUGUCUCUUACUACUUUACUUCCUCUA
Molecule: messenger RNA, 1516 nt
Organism: Andrographis paniculata
Lineage: Eukaryota; Viridiplantae; Streptophyta; Magnoliopsida; Lamiales; Acanthaceae
Exons: 3
Coding region: 1-1038 (345 amino acids)
Source: RefSeq, a predicted model, not a curated record